GACUACUCUUUGGAACCUAUACAAUCUGCUGCCGCCCCUCCUCUCCUCGGUAUCUCUGCUCUAUCCUGUGAUUAUCCUGUAGAACAAUACAUCCAGAUUGAGCUUCCUGUCUCCUUUGCCAAAUCUCGAAAACUUCCGCGACAAAGAUACCGCACACACCACUCUACUCGAAGCGCUUGCAUUCCUACAGCAGCUGCUUCUAGGAAACCUGAGCCUGGCGCUCCUCGUCGUUUCUCAUCGCAAGAAGCGGCGUCCUUCUGUACCUUAAUUGACCCGCUUGACGCGCUUGGCCCGCCAUGUGGGAACAAACUAGCGUCACGAAGCCGCAUCUCGCGUACAUGCUGCUCGGCGGCUUCAUCACAGUCUUCUCCCUCGUGUCGCUGUUCAUCAAGGAGAAGCUUUAUAUCGGCGAAGCGACUGUCGCCACAGCAUUCGGCGUCAUCAUGGGACCCGUCGCAGCUGGCAUCUUUGAUCCAAUCUCAUGGACCAACUCAGAUUAUUUGACGCUUGAACUCUCGCGCAUCAUUAUCGUGAUCCAGGUCUUUGCCGUCGGAGUGGAACUGCCCAAAAAGUACAUGAAGCGCCAUUGGAAGGGCAUCUUCAUCAUGCUUGUGCCAGUCAUGACACUCUCUUGGCUGAUUUGUACUGGCUUCAUCUACGCGCUUAUCCCAGGCCUGUCUUUUGUCGACAGUCUCGUGGUUGCAGCAACACUCGCGCCAACGGAUCCGGUCCUUGCAUCGUCCGUGGUAGGUAAAGGUAAGUUUGCUGAGCGUGUCCCUGGCCAUAUCCGAAAUCUCUUGUCUUGCGAGUCUGGCUGUAACGACGGCAUGGCUUUUCCGUUUCUCUACUUGGGUCUUUACAUCCUCAUCGACCACUACAAAGCAGGUCCAGCAAUCAAGGAAUGGGUGCUCAUCACCAUCCUCUACGAGUGUCUCUUUGGUGUUCUUCUAGGCGUCAUCAUUGGAUAUGGCGGCAGACGAUUGAUUCGCUUUGCCGAAAGCCAUAACCUCAUUGAUCGCGAGAGUUUUCUCGCAUUCUACUUUGUUUUAGCCAUCUUUUGCGCUGGUGUUGGCACCUUGGUCGGCACAGAUGACUUUCUCGUCGCCUUUUCUGCUGGAACGGCUUUCGCUUGGGACGGUUGGUUCUCGAAAAAGACGGAAGAGUCGCACGUCUCGAACGUUAUCGACCUACUCCUCAACAUGGCCUACUUUGUCUACUUUGGCGCCGUGAUUCCUUGGAACGAAUUCACGAUGGAAGACGUUGGUGUUACCCCUUGGCGUCUCAUUGUAGUCUCUAUCCUCAUUGUCCUCUUUCGCAGGGCUCCUGGUGUCAUGGCAACCUACAAGUGGAAUCCCGAUAUUCGCAAUUGGCGCGAGGCAUCUUUUGUCUCUUGGUUCGGCCCUAUGGGCGUCGGCGCCAUCUUUUUCGCACUCCUUGCUCGUGCAGAACUGCAAACAGAGUCGCAAGUCCCAGCAGGCAGAUUGUCGGGCAACACUGAAGAGCAUUAUGAGCUUAUCGACAGUAUCUUCCCCAUUGUCAGUUGUGUUGUUUUGGCCAGUAUCAUUGUGCAUGGCUCGUCCGUGGCUGUCUUUACGCUGGGAAAGCACAUCAAUACUUAUGCUAUGACCAUGACAUUCACGAGAGACACCGAUGAUCCAAAUUGGCUGCAACGCCUACCCAGACUCGAAAUGGGUCAGUCCAUGACAUUUUCACGCGCUCGCAGUCGCGAUCGAUCUCGUUCGCGUGCUCGAGUCGAGGAUUCUGCGAUUGGUAAUGCAAAGAAGCCAGAGAAGAUUCGACACCGUGGUCGGCAUCUGCACCGCAAGAGCUCUGACCUUCAAGAGAAAACUUCGUCACCAGAUUCACCGGAAGAGUCUCGAGGUCCUGAUGAGGAGGAGGCAGAUGGACAGACUGGCAUUUUGGGGCCUGGCCAUGAAGUGUACCAAGAAGGCGAUGAGUUUGUCGUUGAAGACGAGAUGGGUGAGGUGAUCAAGGUUGUCUCUGCACGGGAUCUUGACCGUGAAGCUGCUCACAAUGUCUUGAGCAAGCAUCCCAAAGCGCAACAACUAUCACGAGAGGAACGCGAGCAAGCCGCAUCAGACGAGUGGCAUCCGCAUCACAAGCACAUCAAACCCGUUGCACAUGUCCUCAAAUCCAAAUCUGACUCGUCGCACAGUGAUGAGAGCAAGACUUUGGGCAGCAACGAAGCAGAAGAAGAUCAGGGCAACGAUGUGCCAGAGACCAAUGUCGAGCGUCGUCGGCGUCAAUCUGCGCUCAACACACGCAAUGAUAGUAUUGAUGAAGAAGCUGAUGACGAAGAAGAGACACCCGCAGAACGUAAACGGCGGUUGCAAGCACUCGGACACAGUGUUGAAGAAGGUGCAUCACGGCCAGAAUCACCAGAUAAGCGGCCGGUGCCAGAGACGGAAGAUGCAGCGAGCAGACUACCCAGUAUCCGCUUUCAUGCUUCUGUCAAUGAGCCAGCUGUUCCUCCGCCUGCAGCGCUUCGUGGUGCCGUGUCAAUGCCACAACCAGCAGUGCAUGACACGAGCAGACUUGGUGCGGCAAAUGCAGGGCCACCACUUGCACAGUCUCAUUCUCGGGGUCGUUCGAUUGUGUGGGCGGACAAGUCGGCUUCAGACACAGAUCUGCAACAUGUCGGUUAGCCGUAGAUGUUGAUUUGUACUUGAGCGUAGCAUA
Messenger RNA from Protomyces lactucae-debilis, 2700 nucleotides. RefSeq names its product Sodium/hydrogen exchanger family-domain-containing protein. The record is from RefSeq and is a predicted model, not a curated record. Gene Ontology annotation, molecular function: sodium:proton antiporter activity. The coding region runs from base 297 to 2666 and encodes 789 amino acids. Gene Ontology annotation, cellular component: plasma membrane. The transcript is spliced from 3 exons. Gene Ontology annotation, biological process: intracellular potassium ion homeostasis; sodium ion export across plasma membrane; proton export across plasma membrane. Lineage: Eukaryota; Fungi; Ascomycota; Taphrinomycetes; Taphrinales; Protomycetaceae.